AUGGAGCCAACGUCGCUGCCAACGUCGCGCUGCUACGCCGUCAAGAUCUCGCUCUGGGGUGAGCACCGACCCGCGCGGGUGCGCGAGGGCCUUCGCUGGCUGGCUGAGCUUGUGCUGCCGUCGGUAACGGCGGCGGCCGCCUUCCACCGGCACACACAAGCAGGUCACCCGUCGGCCUCACACGACGCCCUUGUGCUCCUCGGCGGGACCUACUCGUCCAACCGAACAGAGGCCCAGCUGGACGCCGCCGCGCUCACGUGGCCGAGCGGUGCUGCGCACGCCGCCUUCCGACAGAUUGAGCGGUCGGCGCCGUCCCUCCCGCGAGGCGACGUGCUGCUUCACGGCGCGCACCGCGUCGAUCGCAUCACGCUCUUCAGCGAGCCCGGCCGUGUGGGUGGCGUCGUAGGGAGCGGACUGCUGCACUGCGCGUGGGACGACGGCGGAGGCUCCUUCCAGCUGUCGCAGGGCCAGUCCGUCUCGCUGGAGGCGAGCCUGUGGCGCUCGCUCGGCGCGCCGUACGAGGUGCACGGCCACCACGUCCACCUGCAGAAGAUCUGGCGGCAGAGGGUCGGCGCAGCCAACGCGGCGCUCCUCUUCCGCGUCCGCCCGCCGGCUCUGACCGGGGCGGACGCGAGGCAGGUCACGGUGCUGAUGGGCAGGUUGUGA
This is a messenger RNA of Emiliania huxleyi CCMP1516, 666 nucleotides long. RefSeq lists its product as hypothetical. Lineage: Eukaryota; Haptophyta; Isochrysidales; Noelaerhabdaceae. Bases 1 to 666 code for a protein of 221 amino acids. The record is from RefSeq and is a predicted model, not a curated record. The transcript is spliced from 3 exons.